Exaiptasia diaphana is the source of this 2462-nucleotide messenger RNA. RefSeq names its product heterogeneous nuclear ribonucleoprotein F. The transcript has 9 exons. Bases 117 to 1838 code for a protein of 573 amino acids. The record is from RefSeq and is a predicted model, not a curated record. Gene Ontology annotation, molecular function: RNA binding. Gene Ontology annotation, biological process: regulation of RNA splicing. Gene Ontology annotation, cellular component: ribonucleoprotein complex; nucleoplasm. NCBI's taxonomy places the organism in Eukaryota, Metazoa, Cnidaria, Anthozoa, Actiniaria, Aiptasiidae.
CUUUUGAAUUUGCAUCUGCAUCGACGCGCCUGUUUUCGGUAGCCUUGAUUGUUUGUCCACUUUGAUAAGGCUUUGAAUAACUGGUGUAUCUACCGUCUAGAAUCUGACAUUCUGACAUGAGUGACAUCAAAAGCGAGAUGAAUAGUUCACAGUUUGUUCUUCGUGCAAGAGGUUUGCCUUGGGGUGCAAGUGCAGAAGAUGUUCAAGACUUUUUCAAAGAUUGUAAUAUAGUGGAUGGUCUAAAUGGUAUUCAUUUUACCUAUGGAUUGGAUGGACGGCCCAGUGGAGAAUGCUUCGUUGAACUGGCAUCAGAAGAAGAUGUUGAGAAGGGGAUGGCCAAAGCUAACCACCAUAUUGGUAAAAGAUACAUUGAAGUGUUUCGCUCUAAACCAGAAGAAAUGGACUGGGUAAUAAAGCGUAUGGGACCACCACAGGACAAAGACUUUGAAUCAGUUGUCCGUCUACGCGGGUUGCCUUAUGGCUGUUCGAAAGAAGAAAUAGCACAAUUUUUUACAGGGUUCGAGAUAGUACCGAAUGGGAUAACCAUCACAUUACAGGAGGAGGGGAAGACCUCAGGGGAAGCAUAUGUGGAGUUUGCUUCACCAGAUAUAGCUGAGCAAGCCAUGCAAAAAGACAAGGAAAAGAUUGGGCACAGGUAUAUUGAGUUGUUUAAGAGUGCCAAGUCAGAGAUACGCUAUGUGACCAAGCCCAAGCCUUUGAUGUCUACCAGGCCUGGUCCAUAUGACAGAACAGGCUCAUUUGGUGGACCUCGUUUUGGGCGUGGUGACUAUGAAAGAAGACAUAGAGGUGGUGGAGGAAGAGGAAACUUUGGUCCAGUGUUUGGUGGUGGGUUCAACAGUGGUGGUUUUAAUGAAUUUAAUAACUUCAGUGGAGGCAGAGGGCGUGGUGGACGUGGUGGUAGAGGAGGACAUGGACGUGGUGGGGGCGGUGGUGGUGGAGGGUUUGGGUUCUCUGGCAACAGUUCAACUGGUCAUACAGUUUGUAUGAGAGGACUACCUUUUGCUGCCAGAGAGAAUGAUAUCAAGCAGUUCUUUAUGCCAUUAAACCCUGUUGACAUCAAGAUAAAAUGGGGAUCUGAUGGACGGUGUUCUGGUGUAGCUGAGGUUGACUUUGCCACUCACUCAGAUGCCCAGGCUGCAAUGUUAAAAGAUAGACAGUCCAUGGGUCAUCGGUACAUAGAACUAUGCCUGAACUCCAUACCUGAUGGUAGUGGAGGUGGAUGGAAUCAGAACAACAGAGACAAUCAGGGUAACUUUGGUGGUUCAAAUGUGAGCAAUAACAACAUGGCAUUUAACAACACUGGAAACUUUGGUGGUAAUAACAGCAAUUACACCAGUUUUAGCAACAACCAAAACCAACCAACAAACCAAGGAAACAACUAUGGCAAUCAACAGAACACUGGAAACUUUGGUGGCCAAGGAAACGUUGGAAACUUUGGUGGACAACAAGUUAUAAACACACCACAACAAAACAACAUGUCAAACCAACCCUUUAACCAAAACACAAACUUUUCAAACACACAAAAUACAGGAAGCUUUGGCAGUAAUGUUGGUUAUGGUCAGUCAGGAUACAGUAAUUACAGCAGCACAUAUCAAACACAACAGAAUGCUAACUUUGCAGGGCAGGCUGGCCAGGGAUCAGCACCUUUCAACCAGAUCCAACAACAGCAGCCACAACAGCAACCUCAAAACCCUCAGCAGACAGGGUACACCAACACAUAUCCUUCUUCUGGGGGUGAUUCGUUCUUCGCCAACAUGAGUCAGAUGAAACAAGAUCCUAAUACACAGGGAAAUACCAUGUCAUACCCUGGCUACUAAUGCUAAUACAUUUUAGAUAAAGUUAUGAGUGCACAUAUAUCAUAGUCUCAUUAUAGGUGCUCACGCUUCUUUUCAAGAGAUUGCUAUAAGCACCCCUGACAUUUUUUUCUAUAGAAAAAGUUUUAUUUCAUAAACAAACCAACUACAAAAUGGCUACAAAACUAUAUGGCUUGCAUAGUAAAGAAUGAAAGCKUGUCUAGGUUCUUCAAUGGUACAUAGAGUAAACACACUUGAACAGAGAAUGACAGAUAAACAGCAUUCUCUUCACCAAGUCAGUAAACAUUUCUGUAUUAAACAAUUUUUCUGAUAAGCACACUUCUCCAUUUGGUUUGAUUAUUAAUAACUUAAUGUGCAUUUGUUGCUGUUUAUUCAUCAUUAUCUCACUUGUAUCUUGUGAAUAGCCUGUGUAUUGGAUUACAAGCAGUAAAUAAAAAUGGUCUCAAACAAUGCAAGUCACUCCUUCAGCUUACAAAGAACAGRGACAAACAGUUUGCAUAACAUGAAAAAGGGAACCUUUUAUGACAAGCUCACUGUCUKCCUCAGUUUAAAGCAAAUGUAAAAGCUACUUUUCAAUUACUUUUUGUUUGGCCUGGCAUAAUAAAAUAAAAUCUUGUGUUUAGUGUU